Molecule: messenger RNA, 645 nt
Organism: Mucor mucedo
Lineage: Eukaryota; Fungi; Mucoromycota; Mucoromycetes; Mucorales; Mucoraceae
Exons: 3
Coding region: 1-645 (214 amino acids)
Source: RefSeq, a predicted model, not a curated record
AUGUCUAAUUAUAAUCCUUACCAAAACUUUCAAAUUAACAAUGAUAAAAAUAAUCAAUACCGUACAACCAUGGUCGACGCUAGCAACAAAACUGACGCUGACAACAAAACUGCAGACACUAACAAUAGCCGUAUUUGCAUUAUGAACAUUGCUGAUUUUCUCGACAAUGAACAACACCCUAUGCAACCCACGCAAGAUGAGACCUCUCAAGAUGAAGAGUUAGAGACCACCGUUGUAUCCAAUAAUACAGAAAUGGAGGAACAAAGACUUAUUGAAUACGUUAAGUGUGCUAUUCGAGUUUUGUAUUUCGACUUUUUGCUCAGCAUUGAAGAACUUUGCCUGAACAAACCCGUCCUGUUUUUGGUGAGGUCGAAGAGUGAACAAGCUCAGCCAAUUCGAUCUGCCUCUGAGGAACCUUCAGCUCGUACCCGCGAUCCUUCUUUUGGUCCUUCGUCUCCUGUACCAUCCGUGAUUCCUCUCUCUUUGUCCGUGAAGCCUACAGUUGACAACGAUACUUCUUCUCCUCCUGUGGAUCCUGCCGAGACUCCAAGAAUUCAUCGUACUUCAAUGUCAUUAGACAGGGAAGCUGCCAAAAUUCUAGACACAGAUAAUAGGCAACAAAAAAGUUCCAAUUCUUUAUUUUGA